GGUCAGCGGCUUCCCUCAUAAAAACACGAACAUUUUCUGCGGCCAUUUUGUUUUUCUUGCGUAGAAAAAUCGAAAUGUUGAUCAGUAUAAAUUUUUGAUACACUCCUGUCCGACUUAAAUGAGAGAACGAGAAAUCGAAACUCUCUGAAUAACCAUGGAAGACGUUGAAAUGGAAGACGUUGAGGAUUCGUCAGCUUUUGCUCUGCAAGCAGACAAAUGGAGGAAAGCAGUGGAGGGGGAUGAAGGAAAUGUCGACGUUUCUCAUCGAUUUCGUAGCCUCCUUUACAAACAUUUCUCCGAGACUGUAUUUGAAUGUUUCGAGGUUCAGAAAUCCCCGCCAGACAGCCCAGUUCUCAAGCUUAACAUCAACGAGGACAAAUGCUGCGAUAGAGUUUUCAGAAUUAUGGAAUACUUCCUCUGUGGUGAGGACCCAAAAUUAGGAUAUCCAAAAUUACAACAAACGAACAAUCCUCCACCCCUAUGCGGGAAAAUGUUUAAAUAUGGGGAACCUACAUACUCGUGCAGGGACUGUGGUUAUGACGGGACUUGUGUUUUAUGCAUCGAUUGCUUUCAGAAAAGCAUACAUCGUAAUCAUAGAUACAGGAUGAACACAUCCCUCGGUAGUGGAUUCUGUGACUGUGGCGAUGACGAGGCCUGGAAAGAGGGAGCAUGUUGCAACCUGCAUAAGCAGGGAAGCACAGCUAAUGCUGAUGGGAAUCCUGUUGACAAAUUGUCUGAGGGCUUGGUUCAGCGGGCUUCCCUGUUGUACAUGACCUCUCUGCACUUUUGUAUCGAAAUGAUUAUGUGGGACACUGAUGGGCAACUACCAGAAGAUCUCGAAGUCACGUGCAAUGAAGAUGCAUUCUUCACCAUGCUCUUCAAUGAUGAAGUUCACACAUAUGAUGAGGUUAUUAGGACCCUGCGUGAUGCUUUGCCACACUGCUAUCAUGAGACAGCAUUAAGUUAUGCCAAUACAGUGGACAGAGAGGGAAGAGCAGCUGUCCGCUCAGGAAGGUACCAGCAAUGUGAGGAGUCAAGAAAAGUAAUAAAGCAAGGGACAUCUGGUCCUGGGCGGCUCCCACUGCGCUGUCGUGUCAUGCAUCACAAAGUUGUGGCAUAUCAGCUGUUUUCCCUUCGUCUCUUGUCUUGGCUAAGUAAUAUCACGUCUUUAUCAGAUGGCCUGCGUAGAUUGUUCUGUAACAUUGCCGUUAACUCUGUUGAGGGUGGUUCGUCCCUUCUUGACCAAGUUCUUCUCGCUGAUGCCACCCUGUGGAAAAGUGCAAGGAUGUCUAUGCACAAAGUGUUCAUCAACACUAUGCUGAUCGACUCUGAAGGCAAGAAAUGGUUUGCUGUCCAUUUUGCCAAGAACUACAAAAAGAUGAUGGAGGACUUUGUGGCGGAUGACCAUGAACAUAGCCUCUCUGGAACAUCCUACUCAGUGCAAGUUUUUACAGUCCCCACUUUGGCCCGGAUGCUGGUCCUUGAGCAUGAUAUCCUGAUUGUCAUCAUCGAGACGUUUAUGAAAGAGCUCAACUGCCGAGUGAACGAUGGAACAUUUGAGUUCAGUGGCCCUUUCCAACCCCUCAAGCGUGCCCAGUAUGUGCUCGUGGAUCUAAAGUAUGUUCUACAGCAUAAACCUGAAACAUGGACAGAGAGGCUAAGAGAAAAGUUCAUUUGUUUCCUUGAAGUCUUCUUUACCCUCCUUAAAAUGAUGCAGGGGAUGGACAUGGUCACGCGUAAGACAGGGCAGCACAUAGAGACUGACCCUGAAUGGGAGUCGGCCUUCACCAUUCAACUGCGUAUGAUGCCUAUCUUCACCAUGGUCAACGAUUGGUGUGUUGGCGAUUUGUUGGUGUAUCAAAAUUCCGUACUAGAUGCUUUAAAGGCGCUAUUAGAAACAGGCAAGAAAUACCCUGAGAUGAGCCUCAAGGAUGAAAAAGUUGCCGGACAGACGUACAAGGUCAUCAAGUACAAUGUUGCCAAGGCUCCAGUAUCUAUUCACCUUCCAGUCUCAAGGUUUCUUGCAGGACUUAUCCUUGCUUGUGACAAGUUCAACCUCACACUGAAUGAGCUCUUUAACUUUGAGAAUGAGCAUGACAGGCUCAAACUGUUUCUGGUGGAGUACCCCCUGCGAGCAUUAGCCAUGGUGGCCCAGGUGCAUGCCGGGAUGUGGAGAAGGAAUGGUUAUGCCAUCAUGAAUCAGGUUUACCAUUACCAAAAUGUCAAGUGCCGCACUGAGAUGUACGACAAAGAUGUCAUUAUGAUGCAGGCUGCUGCUGGAUACAUGGAUGCAAACCAUUUCCUUGUGAUGGUGCUGGACAAGUUUAACAUGGUAGACUGGUUCAUGCCAACGUUUGACGAGUCUAAAUAUGAUGGGGACCAGCUUAGUCAAAUGCUAACUCUAGCGGAGGAAGUCAUGUCUCUCAUCAUUGCUGUAAUCGGAGAGCGUUACAUGCCAGGGAUCUCACACGUCACGCAAGCUGACUGUUAUCGGCGCGAGAUCAUCCACAAGCUUUGUAUCAAGCCCUUGUCCCACAGUGAGCUGUUGAAGGCACUGCCUCCUCCGGACUUUGACCUCGAGAAUGAGCGCAGUUUGGACGAUAUCAUCUCAGAUGUCGCUAUCUUCAGAAAACCUGGCGUCACUGGCAAAGGUCUCUACGAACUAAAAGAAGAGCAUUACAAGGAGUUCAACCCGUUCUUUUUCCAUUACACUAGGAUAGAACAGGCCAAGGCUGAAGAACAGCAGAGGAAGCGUGCCAAGAAAGAGAAAAUUGCGUACUGUUGCCCUCCACCUCAGGCGCCUCAGUUCACAAGACCUUUCUGCAACAUCCUGAACCUUCUUAGCUGUGACGUUAUGAUCACCUUGGUAACCAAUCUGCUGACCCGUGCGGGCGCGGGCAACUCUAAGGCACUGAAUGACAUUCAUAUGCAUCAGGUAUUGCACGUAGUUGCUAUGGCCCUACAGGAAGCUCAGACUUGCAGGAAAAGUGGUAAAACGCCCGAGAAGGAUUUCAUCACAGCAGCAAGCACAGAAACAGAAUCUCGACCAAGUUUGCUAAAGUUGCUGGAGGGCUUACAUGAUAAUACUCAUGUCCAGGAACAUUCGGCUAUGAUCGACUGGGUACUUAAGAAAUUUCACAAGGAGCUUGACGCACGUAAGGAAACCGGACAAGCACAGACGGACAGACCCGCGAGGAAGGACACGUCCCAGCUAGAAGAUGAGAAAGCGCGCAAGGCCAGACUUGCACAGCAAAGGCGCGCUAAGAUAAUGGCCCAAAUGUCUGCCCUGCAAAAGGCCUUCAUCAAGGAGAACUCGGAUCUGCUAGAAUCCAUGAAGAUCGACGAUGAGGAAAAUACAUGUGAAGAUACUGGGCCUAUACCUGUCGAUAGCUUGCCCAUAGCCCUAGGGCGUGGCCGCCAACAUGUGGACUCCAAUUCCAUACGCUACCCGCUCGAGAGGUGCAUCCUAUGCCAGGAACAACAGGAAGUCAGCACAGAAGGAAGCGCCGUUGUCAUGGCAGCGUUUGUGCAGCGGUCUAGCGUGCUUUCACGUGUGCGGGGUAUGAUGUUUGAUGAUGGGGAGAAGCUGGACCCUCUGUACCCAGAUGUGACAAACCACUGGGGGGUCCACACAAGCAGUUGCGGACACAUCAUGCAUAGCAUUUGCUGGCAGGGCUUUUAUGACUCUGUGGUAGCUAAGGAACGCAGGGCCCUCAGACUGCGGCAGUUUGUCAGUGUGGAUGUGAAUCGCCAGGAGUACCUUUGUCCCUUAUGCGGCGCUAUAAGUAACACUGUAGUGCCAAUACUACCCGCGCUGACAUGCAGCUCGUCAGAUAGCAGUGCUAUGGACGAGGUGGCGCUUGCUGAGUUCCUCAGCAGUAUGCAAGAUGUGGUCAUGUCUAACGUGGCGCUACUCACGACCGAGAAAACACGGACCGGCACGAGGUUCUCGGCCACGCUCAAGGACAUGAUGACCGUCUACUCGCAGUCUUGUUACACGGUUGGAUUAGGAGUGGAACCGAAUGAGAAGGACGCCCGCGUCCCCGUCAUGGUGUGGUCCGGAUGCGCCUUUAAUAUCCAGAGUCAAGAGAGCUACAUGCGAUCCACCAGUAAACCACUUUUCUCAGGCAUGAACUCUCGUCAAUUGCAGUGCAUCGGAACCUUGACUCGCCUGGCCGCGGUGGUUGGCGGGAACUCGGACUCCAACGUCAUCAGAAAGCACUGUCUACAUCUACUCGCAGCACUAACUCCAGACGUCAUACCUAAUGUGGAGACUCCGUCCAUUCUGGAAAUGGACUUCUUCAAUCUUUUGGUCAAGCUCCGCCUCUCCAUGCCGAGCCUGCAAUAUCAAGAGCCUGCGGAUGAGUCUGGUUCCCAGUCAGACGUGGCUGCUGCCCGUGCGGUCCUAGGACUUGACAGUUCUUCAUCCAUGGACUUGUGCGCGUUCCAGCUCUGCCUUGCCGCUCAACUCGCCAGUGCACUGCUUACCAUUCCUGCCAAGUUAACCGAUGAUGAGGAAAUGGAGCAUUCCGGGAGCAGUGAAGAGGAAACCGGAAGUCAUCUUGGACAAACCGGAAGUAGUAGGGAAGUGGAACAAAUCACUUCUCUGUGGGGGAAAGUUCGGCAGUAUGCAGGGGUCGAGUCGGCAACUGCGCAUCCGUCGCCAUGGCUACUGCGCCGACACCUGCGCUCCAAGGUUCUCCCUUUCCUGCGAUGCGCUGCUCUCUUCUACCAUUUUCUCACAGAGAUCCCCGGGCCUAGUUCCCUCAAAGCUCCCCACCAACCAACUGCCGAGGAGGAAUGGGAGGCACUGUGUCACUAUCUGUCGGUCCCAGUCUCCCUGACCGAGCUGCUGCACUGGAACCAUGACACACUAUCGUUCAGCUCGUCUGUGGUCGCUCUCGCUGUUGAAAGGUGGUGUAGUGAUGACAGGGUCAAGCAGACCAUCGCAGCAAAGGGACACCAGUUCAUCGGUUACUCCACAGAACCCAGCCACCUACUGGAUCUACCUCGUGACUACAGCGAACUCAUCAACAAGGCGUCCCUUUUUACUUGUCCUAAUUCUGAGGGAGACGAGAGCCGUGCGCCCGCGCUCUGCCUGAUCUGCGGUGAGAUGCUGUGCUCACAGAGUUACUGCUGUCAGACUGAAGUGCGUGGUGGGAAGGUGGGGGCAUGUGCUGCGCAUGCUCAGAAGUGCGGUGCUGGGGUUGGCGUAUUUCUACGAGUGCGCGAAUGCCAAAUACUGCUGAUGGCGAACCGCACGAAGGGAAGUUUUUACCCCGCCCCUUAUCUGGAUACGUACGGGGAGACGGACCAAGGACUGAGGCGUGGUAACCCGUUGUAUCUCUGUCCUGAUCGUUAUAACAAGUUGCAGAAGCUCUGGCUGACGCAUGGAAUCGCCGAGGAAGUUGCGCGUUGCCUGGAGUCGAACAGGAACCUGCUCUCUAUUGACUGGACUAUACUCUGACGAGUCGUAAGGGAACAAGUUCUUAUGGAUACGAUAUUCAAUUAGAUGUGAAUGCGGUGUUUGAUUGAGGAACCCUGUUGACUCUAUGUCCUGUAAAUUAGGCGGGCCAUACCUGCUAUAAACGGCAUGGAGUUAACUCUAUUGGUCUAUAAUCUGCUAUUGGUAGUCCAUUCUCGAAAGAGUGCAGUCGGUACUUUUUUUUACAGUGGUGAUCCUUUUAUCAAUGCCUUGGCUACUUUAGGGUGAAAAUAAUUGAACAAUAUCCGGCUGAAUCUAGUUUUUAGGACUGGACAACGUGUAAUACAGUACCUAACCAUGCUUCUAACUUCAACGUCUAAAGCUGAACUCCAAAAUUUUAAUCUUAGCCUAAGUUCGCAAAGUCGUAUCAUCCAUGAGCCGUAUUCAAUGCAAAUUAAUCGAGUCCAUUGUUUCAUCUUUAUUCGCAUUGAAUACGGCUCAUGGAUAAUACGACGUUUGAACUUAGCCUUAGAUAGGCAGAUGUGUUUUACUUUCUGAAAUUGGACUACGAAAGCGAGGUCACGGCAUCUACUAAAGGCUUCUUAGAAUUUCAGUAGGCGAAUCGCACUACGAAUUUACACGGCUUUCUCAGUGGCAAACGCGCGCCAAAAUAAUCACAGAAAUAGCUGCGACAAAAAAAAAACAUUUCAAAUGAAAAUAACCCUUUUUCGACAUAGAAACUUUCUGGCCCAUUCGUAAGCGCGGAAUGACUUGUUUUUGUUGUUGUUAUUUUACCUCCAGUGGCCAGAGCGCGCGAGAGUUUGCCGCCCAAACAGUGCAUGCCUUCUACUAUGAGUUGCAGUGCAAUAAAGUUCAGUAGCACCUUCAUUGUGCUGCUCCGUUGUAUAGGUCCCUGACCAUAGCUGAUGAAUAGAGUAGCAGCUUAAAGCCGCAUUGUCACCAGUUUACUUCCGGUCGAUAAACGUAACAAUCUCCGAUGGAUUUUAACGGAAAACGCGUAAAAUUAUAUCAAAAUUGUGAAGGCAGUGUGUCUAUUGGAAGUUUCUUUGAGGGUGUGAUUGGUAACUUAGAGCGGGUGGCCUGUUUAAUAGCGCGGAUUCUGAUAGAUUUUUAUUUCUCUUGUCGGUUGAGGUUUCCGUCGGCCCUCCGGAAGUAAACUGAUGACAGCUUCCACUGUAAAGCCAUAGAUUAUGCAAUACAUAUCCCGUAAAGGUAUGAUAUGUCCUACCUAGCUCCAAGUGGUAUAGCUAAAGAAAUAAUAAACUGAAUGCUGUAUAA
This is a messenger RNA of Nematostella vectensis (starlet sea anemone), 6724 nucleotides long. Its product is annotated as E3 ubiquitin-protein ligase UBR2. The record is from RefSeq and is a predicted model, not a curated record. Gene Ontology annotation, molecular function: zinc ion binding; ubiquitin protein ligase activity. The transcript is spliced from 45 exons. Lineage: Eukaryota; Metazoa; Cnidaria; Anthozoa; Actiniaria; Edwardsiidae. The coding region runs from base 155 to 5467 and encodes 1770 amino acids. Gene Ontology annotation, biological process: ubiquitin-dependent protein catabolic process via the N-end rule pathway; protein ubiquitination. Gene Ontology annotation, cellular component: ubiquitin ligase complex; cytoplasm.